Messenger RNA from Penicillium argentinense, 2058 nucleotides. Its product is annotated as putative C6 transcription factor. Gene Ontology annotation, molecular function: DNA binding; DNA-binding transcription factor activity, RNA polymerase II-specific; zinc ion binding. The coding region runs from base 1 to 2058 and encodes 685 amino acids. Gene Ontology annotation, biological process: DNA-templated transcription. The record is from RefSeq and is a predicted model, not a curated record. Lineage: Eukaryota; Fungi; Ascomycota; Eurotiomycetes; Eurotiales; Aspergillaceae. Gene Ontology annotation, cellular component: nucleus. The transcript has 5 exons.
AUGUCGCCUGCAACUCUUCAAGUCAAUUCCACCUCCAAAUUGCCGUCGCCGGGUUUCAACGCCGGUGCGCGCCCAUACCGGUCCCACAAAGUCCGCGCCUGCGACCUCUGUCGCAAACGCAAAUCCCGAUGCACGGUUGAUAUUCCAGGACAGUCAUGUCUGCUAUGUCGCGUGCAGGGUGCCGAUUGUCACUACCAGGAGGAGCAAAGCCAAGACUCGUCAGUGUUGAGCACAACGGAAUCCAAGUCAUGGCCCGGAGGUCCACCGAUGGAGCAGGUGACGGGGCAAAAGCGCAAGCGUAGUCCUGAUGGACUUCCUAGUUCGCGACAAUCGACCAAUGGUCCUAGUCCUCAGGGUACAAUUUCAUCUUCUGGCCGCCGGGGAAGCGAUGCGCGGCGCAAAGACGAUGAUCCCCAUAAUGAGUCAGUGCUCAUCGUGGGACCGAUGGUCGCGGAGGACGCGCAGGUCAUUGAGAAGCACAUGCCUCCUGAACGGACCAGUCUUUCCGAAGAACCCAACAGUCACCCGUAUAACAUCUACUCGAGCGAUCCUAGGAAACCCGUCCUGUAUACCACCAUCUCACGCCGGAGGAAAGGUAUGCGGCGCGGGGUUCCUCCGGGAGAAAACCAAAGAGAGAUUUUGGAGCAGAUUCUUGGACCCUUCAAGCACGAUCUUGUGCGACUCUUCAUCGACCGGUUCAAUGUCGCUUUUCCUAUAUUCGACGGCGAGGCGUUCUGGGAAUCCUAUACUACGGACGGGUUAGAAGACCCACCAGCUUCGCUGAUAUGUCAAGUCUAUUCUAUGUCACUGGUUUAUUGGAAGCAUGCCCCGAAACUCGCAUGUCAUCCCAAGCCUGACGUUCGAUACGCCGUCAACAUGACUGUUGCCGCAUUGCACGAAGAAUUCUCUGCCCCAGGACUUUCGACAAUCAGCGCUGCCCUAAUUGACCUGACUGGAAGGCCGAUUUUCUCCAUGACAGGAAAUGCUAUCAGCUGUGGAAGAAUGCUCUCACUUGCCAACUGCCUUGGAUUGAACAGAGACCCGAGCAUGUGGAAGCUCUCACAGUCGGAGAAGGACCACCGUAUCCGUCUUUGGUGGGGAGUAGUUAUUCACGAUCGAUGGGGAAGUUUCGGCCACGGCGUCCCGCCGCAGAUUGCGAAAACUCAAUACGAUGUACCCUUGCCUACUGUCGAAGGGCUGGUGCCCACGCAUGUUCGCAGUACUGAGCGCGUGCGUGCGGCUCGCUGCCAUAUUGCGCUUUGUAAAUUGACUGAGAUAUUGGGCGAGCUGCUACCACUGGUUUAUGGCCUGCAAGCGAAGCUGGCACGUGAGAGCUCGAAGAAAUUGCGACAAAUCCGGACCGAUCUUGACUCGUGGGAGGAUUCUCUGCCCGACUGGCUACGGUUGCCUACUCAAAACCGCGGAGACCAGUUACAUGCAUCUAGCAGCUUGCAGCUUGCAUUUUUAGCGGUCAAGAUGCUGGUCAGUCGAGUGGAGUUGAAUGAGGUGAACAACGCCGAAACAGACAAUCCCGAAGCUCGUCGGUACUUCCAAACGGAGUGCCGCAGAUCAGCAGAGGAAAUUGUGCGAUUCAUAUCAUCUCUGAGAAAAGAGAACUUCAAGGAAUUCUGGCUGCCUUACAGCGCAUUCCACCUGACCUCGACUGCGACCCUUCUAGUUCGUUGCGCCCUCGAAACGAAUGAUGGCGAAGUCGCCCGGUCCUGUCUCGCCAACGUCGAAACCCUCCGUACCGUUCUCCGACGGGUCCAAGAAGAGGAAGACUGGGAUGUAGCGGACAUGUGCCUGGAUCACUGUGAGCGCAUCAUGCACCGGUUACCUGGCACUGGUACCACGACAGAGCAUGCGAUGACGAACUCGAUGGCCGACAAUGGACUUGUUAACCCAGCCGCAAUCUCGCUGCCUGAGACGCAAACCAACAAUGACAUUGUGGACGAUAUGAUGUCCAUCUCCAAUACCUUUGGUACAAUGGAUGGCUUCCCAUUCGACAUGACAGGCAUCUGGGAUGUUUCUGUCUUCCAAGAUGUCAACCUGUCUUGA